Messenger RNA from Carcharodon carcharias (great white shark), 2903 nucleotides. RefSeq names its product NACHT, LRR and PYD domains-containing protein 3-like. Gene Ontology annotation, cellular component: cytoplasm. Gene Ontology annotation, molecular function: protein binding. Lineage: Eukaryota; Metazoa; Chordata; Chondrichthyes; Lamniformes; Lamnidae. The record is from RefSeq and is a predicted model, not a curated record.
GCUGUUCCCAUUUGUAUCUGUGGCCUGAUUAGCAGAGUCUGUGAACUCGACUGCUGCUGUGACCCUGACUGCUCCUCUACAGACAUCAGUGUCUUUACUUCCUGUCUGCAGGGCAGUGAACUAACAUCCUAAUCUGGGAACAUCUGUCAGCACCAUGGCUGAAGGACAAAACGAGACAGAAUAUCCAAUGACUACAAAAAGAAUGAGAAUGGCCACAGAUCCAAACUCCAGAAUCACUGAGUUCUUGACAAAGUGGGAUGAUUUCCAGCUGUUCCAGUUGACAAAAUUUUACUGGGACAGACUAGACCAGGCGAUUGAAGAAGGGGUGGAUGGAGUCAGCUCAUUGUUAACAUACGAGCAGAUUUUCAAUGGACAAGAACAUCGGAAAGUCACCGAGCUCACGGAUAAGGGAAACCGGGCGGACAGUUCCAAGCUUCUCCUAAGUCUGGUGAUGGAGAAAGGCUCUCGGGCCCGAAGGGUGAUGUGGGAAUCCUUUGUGAAAGUGCAUCAUGGGGUCCCAAAGUUGGAUAAAAUAAUAAAAGAAAUACAGGAACUUGGUUCUGAUCCAUUUGAUUACAUGAACAUUGGAAGAGGUUUAUCUGAAAUACCCAGUCACCUGAAAGGUGUUCAACAGAAACACAAGGAGAUCCUCCGGGUUCAAACUGAAACAUUGAGAGAGAACACUAUCCUAAUAAAGGAGAAGGUUAAGAUUUUCCAGCUGAUUGAUCGAUACACUGAGCUAACGAUCAUUUCUAAUGUUCGAGAUCGGACACUUGUAGAACAUGAACUGCUGGCAAGAGGCCGAGACCAUGAAGAGUGGAGAGAGAAACAUCUCCGGAGAGAACUGGAAAAAAUCCGAACUGAUCAAUUGUUCCAGAGCAGUUUUUCCCUGAGAAAAUCCAAAUCUGGGAGUUCCGCAGCAGUGAGUGGAGUCCCAGGGAUCCGAAAAACAACAAUGGUACAAAAGAUAGUUUAUGGUUGGGCCACUGGGAAAAUAUACCCACACUUUCAAUUUGUUUUCAGUUUUAAAUUCCGGGAUUUGAACACCAUUAACUGCAGAAUAAACCUGAGGAAUCUGAUACUGUUUUUCUAUCCUUACUUUGGGAGUGUCCUGGGAGAGCUCUGGAAGAACCCAGAGGGAUUGCUGUUUAUAUUCGAUGGUUUGGAUGAAUUCAAGGACAGGAUUGAUUUUGCUGAUAAUCGGAGAAAUACAGAGCCUCAGUCCAUGUGCACUGAUCCUGAAUGCAGGUGUAAAGUGUCUGACAUUGUGUACAGUUUAAUACAGCACAAGCUGCUCCCAGGAUGUACAGUGCUAGUGACCAGUCGUCCCACUGCACUACAUUUAUUGAAAAAGGCUGAGAUCAGUGUCUGGGCUGAAAUCCUGGGAUUUGUUGGUGAAGAGCGGAAGGAAUAUUUCAACAAGUAUUUUGAAGAUCAGGCAGUGGCAGCAGCUGUUUUCAAAUAUGUGGAGGAGAACGAGAUCCUGUACGCCUUGUGCUACAACCCUUCCUACUGCUGGAUCCUCGGUCUGUCACUAGGCCCCUUCUUUACACAAAGAGACAGGAAACAACUGCAAAUUCACAGUAAAACCUCUGCAUUGAUUUCUGAUGUUGUUUCCAUGUUUCCUGUGAUAUUGGGCAAAACAAUUAAAUCUGAUCUGACUCCUGUUCCUCACCUCCAUUGUGAAAAUUCAGCCUGUUUUAAUGUAGUUCUCACUUCUCUGUUUAGAUUGAGUUCUAAUAAUCUGGGAGAUUUAGGAGUGAAACUACUGUCUGCAGCCCUGAGGAAUCCAGGCUGUAAAAUACAGGAAUUGGAACUGUGUAACAAUCCUCUCACACAUUCUUGUGCUAAGGAUGUUGCCUCCCUUGUCAGUACAAACCAGUCACUGACAAAACUGGACCUAAGUAAUAAUAAACUGAAAGAUUCUGGAGUGAAACUACUGUCUGCAGCUGUGAGGAAUCUGGGUAGUAAAAUACAGAAACUACGUAAGAACAUAAGAAAUAUGAGUGGGUGUAGAUCAUUUGGACCCACUAGCUACUAUGGAUCCUAUUUCUUUGUUCUUGUGCAGCAAGACCUGGAGAAUUUCCUGUAUGGUAAUGAUCUCACAGAUUCUGAUGCUGAGGAUCUCGCCUCUGCUCUCAGUACAAACCGGUCACUGACGGAUCUGAAGCUGAGUAAUAACAAACUGGGUGAUUCAGGUGUGAAACUAUUCUCUGUGGCUUUGAGGGAUCCGGACUGUAAAAUACAGAAACUGUGUCUAGGGGAUAACACUCUGACAGAUUCCUGUGCUGAGGAUCUUGCCUCUGUGUUUAAUCACUCACUGACACAUCUGAACCUGGCUGAUAACAAACUGGGAGAUUCAGGAGUGAAAAGACUGUCUGUAGCUCUGAGGGGAUCAGACUGUAAAAUACAGAAACUGGAUCUAAGCGAUAAUGAUCUCAGUGAUUCUUGUGCCGAGGAUCUCGCCUCUGCUCUCAGUACAAAGCGGUCACUGACCAAUCUGUCCCCGCUCUCCGCCACCUCAUCCUGACCUGCAGGACUCUGAAUCUGAUCGAGCUGUGGCGGAAUCAGUUCAGUUUCAAUGGGAAAAAUCAGCUGAAGUCGCUGCAGGAAACCAGAUCUGGACUGAGAUUGAAAUGUGACACUUUGGAUUGAUAAACAUUCCUGUUCUCAUUAAAGGGACAUGUUUACCCGAGUUUCUGUCCCCCCCCUUUAACCGGCCGCGCUCCAGGUUUAAAUCCUAUUGGCUGGUUCCCAGUUUCCAGCUCGAGCUGAGUGAGCGUCAUCUCCCAUUGUGACAUCAGAGGCCCAGCGACCGGGUCACGUGACUCAGCCGCCCGGCCCCGUCCCCGCAGGCGCUGCUUCUGCAGGAUAUCCAGGGCUGAAUGUUCCCCAAUGGGGCA